Messenger RNA from Exophiala bonariae, 1731 nucleotides. RefSeq lists its product as uncharacterized. Bases 1 to 1731 code for a protein of 576 amino acids. Gene Ontology annotation, biological process: mRNA splicing, via spliceosome. NCBI's taxonomy places the organism in Eukaryota, Fungi, Ascomycota, Eurotiomycetes, Chaetothyriales, Herpotrichiellaceae. Gene Ontology annotation, cellular component: U4/U6 x U5 tri-snRNP complex. The record is from RefSeq and is a predicted model, not a curated record. The transcript has a single exon.
AUGGCAGACAGAACGAGCAGUUUGCUGAAGAGACCUCACACUGAAGACGGCGAUGGAACACAAAAACGUGCCAGAUCCAACGAUGGAUCUCCACGUCCGACCACCCCGAGUGCGCCGCCAAAGCAAGAUGUCAGCCAGAUGCUGGCAGCCGCAAAAGCCAGAGCUGCGGAACUAAAAGCAAAACUGGGAGCUGGAAAGUCUUCAACAACAAGUGCACAAUCAACACCAUCCUCUCUGCCAAGUGCUGGUUCUGCUGCCGACAGAAUAGCUGCUCUCAAGGCUCGAAUCGCAAGCGCCACGAAUAAAUCAUCUUCGGCUACGCAAAGGACGUCCGCGUCCACACCACCCGUCUUCAAUGAUGAUAUAUCCAAAGCACGAGGUGGACUGGAUAUUGGCCUACACCCUGCAUUACUGGCGGAUGCUCAGCAAGAUACACAGCGAUCAAAGACACGAAUGCCGCAGCCUAAAUUUGCUACCACCAUGGGAAAUCGAAGAGCAGAAGUGGAUGGUUCCAACAAGAAGGCAGCAUUAGAUCUUUCUGGGCCUUCUCUUGAAGAAAUAAAAGCCAAUCCUUAUUUCGACCCUAGUCUGGGCCAGGCCAUGGCGAAAGGGAGGGCAUCCAAACAACUCAUCUUCAAUCAGAAGGGCAAAUACAUUCAACAAGCCGCGGCGCUUCGUCGACAGGCUCAACUCGAGGCUGUGAAGAAGAGAAUUGCAGAGCGUGCGAGACAAGCUGGUCUGGAGGAAGAUUUGGACACGGACAGAGCAUUCCUAAUUCCUGCCCCUCCAGAUAUCGAGUGGUGGGAUGAAGGCUUGGUAGAUGGAAAGUCUUACGACGUGAUCUCCGAUCCAUCCAAACUCAAGAUCGACACUACCGACUCUAUCAUAACCAUUUACAUUCAACAUCCUGUCCUCAUUGAACCACCACAAGAGAAGAACAAUCCCGCCCCCAAACCCAUGUAUCUGACAUCCAAAGAACAAGCAAAACUUCGUCGCCAACGCCGCAUGGCUGACCUCAAAGAAGUCCAAGCUAAGGUGCGACUGGGUCUCGAACCUCCACCACCACCCAAAGUCAAGAAAGGCAACCUCAUGCGCGUACUCGGCGAAGAAGCCGUCAAGGAUCCCACUGCAGUGGAAGCACGAGUAAAUCGAGAAAUCGCCGAGCGAAAAACAAACCAUGACCAAGCCAACGCCGACCGCAAACUCACAAAGGAAGAACGCCACGAAAAGCUCGCGCGCCAACAGGCCGAAGACGCCGCCCACGGGAUCCACGUGCGUGUCUACAAGAUCUCUAGCCUUGCCAACGGCAAACACCGGUACCAAGUGAACGUAAAUGCAGACCAAAACGCGCUGACGGGUGUAUGCAUCAUGCAUCCGAAAUUCAAUCUCGUCAUUGUCGAGGGCGGCGAACACAGCAUCCGCAACUACGACAAGCUGAUGAUGCAACGCGUACACUGGACGGAGAUGGAAGCCCCCCGUGCGGUGCAGGAGGGCAAUCGCGAAGCCCUGGCGAAGUGGCUGGAGGCGGAGGAUGAGGAUGGGAACUUACGCGACCUAAGUCUCAAUCGCUGUGAUCGUAUCUUCUCCGGAGAGGUCAAGCAGCGCCAAUUCCGCAAGUGGCUUGGUGCUCGCGUCUGUGAGACCGAUACCCAUGCGAAGGAUGUGCUGACCAGGGCCAAAUAUCCUGAAUUCUGGAAUAUUGCGAAGUCGUGGACGGCGGACGAGUUUUGA